This is a messenger RNA of Sclerotinia trifoliorum, 4031 nucleotides long. The record is from the annotation of a GenBank genome assembly. Lineage: Eukaryota; Fungi; Ascomycota; Leotiomycetes; Helotiales; Sclerotiniaceae.
GGUACCGCCAUGUAGCCCCUGGCUUGCCAUAGAUCGUUCGAUUAUGGUCUCGACAAUGAUGAGUUGGGAGAGCCGGCGCCCAUCCUUGUUCAAUACCAUUUUCUUCUCUCUUUUCUUUCUCUCAUCUCCCUCUCUUUUUUCGAAUCUCAACAUCAAGCCUUUCAUUCAACGGUGACAUUCGUGCCGUGCAAACAUUUGUUUGCGUCCUGUCUUUGACAAUCACACCAAUUCCAUCACAAUCUUUACCUGCUUCGGCCACUCCACAUUCAUUCAUUUUUGUUUAUAUCCUUAAUUAUAAUGUACUCAUCAAAAUCCUUUACUGUGGCUGCGGCUGCGUUUUCACUAAUAGGCCCUUCUGUCGCACUCUACGAUGCAUCAUCACCAGCAAAUUUGGCCUUGUAUUGGGUAGGUCUCAUGAUUAGAUCAAAAGAUUAUUACUGACCAUGGCAUAGGGUUCCGGGCCAUCUCAAACAAAUCUUUCAUAUUAUUGCGAGCAAUCUACAAUUGACAUCAUUCCAUUAGCUUUCAUGAAUGUAUUCCCUGCACAAGGUGAUGGUUAUCCAGCGGAGAACUUUGGUAACGCUUGCUAUGGUCAACCAAUCUUUACACCAGGCCCAGGUUAUCCAUUAGAAGAUGUCGAUACGUCGAAAGAUCAACUCUACGUACAAUGUCCGGGCAUUCAAGAGGGAAUCCCAUACUGUCAAUCGUUAGGAAAAAAGAUAUUACUUUCUCUUGGAGGAGCUUCGAACACCUAUCAACUCACAGGCGUAGCUGACGGAGAAUACUUUGCCGAUUUCUUGUGGGGAAGCUAUGGACCUUUCAAGCAAUCAUGGCUGGAUAAUGGUGGAAUUAGACCAAUGGAUGGGGGUUACUAUGGCACCGAUCCCAAUAUUCAUAUCGAUAUUGAUGGAUUUGAUUUCGAUAUAGAGAUCGCUUCUACUGGUAAGUCAGACUGUUGAAACGUAGGUAUUAAUCAACACUAACAUCAAAUAGAUUCAUCCGAAGGUUACAUUGCAAUGAUCAACAGACUCCGAGAGCAUUUCGCCGAAAACCCUUCAAAGAAAUAUUUCAUUUCAGGAGCUCCACAGUGUCCUUUACCCGAACCAAAUAUGGGAACCAUGAUUGCUAGUGCGAAAUUUGAUCUUUUGUGGAUUCAAUUCUAUAACAACGGUCAAGCUCAAUGCACAGCUCGUCAGUGGACCGAAAAUUAUGCUAUUACAGGACAAAAAGAAUCCGAGGAAUUCACAUACGAUGAAUGGAUUGCGACUGUAAAUAGUGGCGCAAGUUCUGGUGCUUCAAUCUACAUUGGUGUCCUCGGCUCUCCUUUAGCAGGAACCGCAACUGACUACAUUUCUCCACUCGAGGCUCGGACUUUGAUUGAGUCCUAUCAUGACAAGCCUCAAUUUGGAGGUGUCAUGAUUUGGGAAGCGACGUAUUCCCAAGAGAACACGGAUGCAGAACUUAAUGGAGAUACUUACCAUGGAUUCAUUAAAUCUUGUUUGUCUCCUUAUGCACCUCCCCCACCGACCUCGAUAUCCUCCGUGGUAUCCAGUGAGAUUGCUAGUAGUUCCAGCUCCACAUCAGAAGCUUCUAUCACUUCUAGUGCAACUUUGUCGAUUGAAUCAUCUGCUUCCGCGAGCAGUACUUUGAUUUUGAUCUCAUCUGCUUCGAUUCCGAUUUCGAUUUCGGAAUCUUCUGCCGCAGCUUCUUCGACUUCAUCAACUUAUUCGUCACAAUCAUCUGCUGCGGCAUCCUCCACUUCACUGGAAGCUUCAAUCACUUUUUCAUCUACUUUGACAUCAGCUGCAUCGACAUCUACCGUCCAAUCUUUUUCAUCAUCAGAAUCUUCUGCUUCGAGGUCAUUGAUUUCUUCGACAGUUUCCUCUGCAUCAGAAUCUUCUACUGCACAAUCGUCAAGUGCUUCAGGUUUGUUGAUUUCUUUGACAGUUUCCUCCGCAUCGGCUUCCCCAACUCAGGCAUCAUCCGGUUAUUCAGUUCCGGGCUAUUCUCAAAAUGCAACAUCCACUUUGACCCCUUCGCAAAGUCUUUCCUCUACAUCGAACAGUGUCACUACAAGCAUUAGUUCAAAUUCUCAUUCGCCUGAACCAUCCUCUGGUUAUACUGUCCCACCAUACUCAUUUAACAAAACUAUCAGUGGUGUCUACUCGACUAAACCAUAUUCCACUAAGUCUGUCGUGACAGGUACUGGGGCAUCUAGCAAACUACGCCCUACCAAGUCUCUGGGAAGUGGAGUGAAAUCUUGCAAGGGUAGAACCAAGACCAGGACAAAGACCUCAUCUUCUGGCCUAUCAGGGUCCGCUAGUUCCUCCAUCAUCAUCCCAACUACUGCACCAUAUGGAAAUAGUACUUACAGUCAAUCCAGUACUAGCCCAGCUUCAAGCUCCACAACUUCCGCGGGAGGAGUUGCUGUAUCGUCAGGUAGUGCCAGCAAGACCGGAUAUAUUCCAACCGAAUCAACUAAAGUCGGAUCGUCGAGUACUGGCGUCGGUGGAAUAUCAUCGGGAUCGAUUACAAGCAGUGGAUCUUUACCGUCAGAAACUAGUUCUUUAUCCACAAGCGGAUCUGUUCCAUCAGGAUCCAGCUCAAUUACUUCAGUUGUUCAAUACACUACCUCGACAGCUUAUUUUACCACAGUUUAUACGGUUACCUCUUGUGCCGCAACUGUGACUGAUUGUCCGGCAAGAAUUGGUUCCGUAACGACCGAAACGAUUUCAUCACACACCACUAUCUGCCUGGUCACUGCUACUGCCACAUCUUCUGCUGAGGGAGUUUCUGUGUCGUUACAAUCUUCAGCACAGGGACUUAGUCUUUCGCCAACACCAGCUUCAUCGGCACAGGAACCUCCAACAUCUUCAGUAUCAUUAUCUUCAACCCAAGGACUUGCUAUAUCACCAAUCACUUCGGUUGUUCAAUACACCACUUCCACAGCCUAUGUCACCUCCGUCUACACAAUCAAAUCAUGCGCAGCAACAGUUACUGACUGUCCAGCAAGAAUUGGUUCCGUAACCACCGAGACAAUCUACUCUUACACUACCAUUUGUCCUGUAACAGAGACCAGUGGAAAUAGUGGUGUUGUUAGCUCAACUUCUUCGGCUAUAGUACCAACUCAAACGACAGCAUUUACUUCGUACGGAACUUCAACGGUUUAUCAGAAAUCCGUUUAUACUAUCACUUCAUGUGCACCAAGUGUGACGGAUUGUCCGGCUAGAUCGGGUCAAGUGACAACUGAGACUAUUUCAUCAUACACACCUGUGUACACGAUUACCCUUUCUAGCGCUCCUGUUAGUGUUCCUACAUCGCGAGCUUCUUCCGCUGCUAGAAUCGAAACUUUGAUUCCAGUUGUUGGAACGUCAUCUGUAGCCGGUGUAUCAUCAGCAACCCCCGCUUCAGGAUCCAGCGCCACUGGAAUUGUGACUUCCUUACCCAUAGUCAGUGCCUCUUCAAUCGCUGAUGAAUCAUCACCAGCUGCCACUCCUGAAGUCUCCCUAUCAUACCUCUACACAACCCAAAUCUCCACCCUAAUUAACUCCCAAACUACAACCAUCUCCGCUGUCAUUGUUCCAUCCACCAUCACUGUCAUUCCCGUUCCAAUAGCACCGACGACUUCUGUUCCAGCAUACAGCAGCAUUGCGCCUCCUUAUGGUGCUGGUAACGGUACUUUGGCGGUAUCUGUAACUUUGAUUACUACUGCAUCUUCUGUUAGUAUUACUUUUGUGCCUAUACCUAGUUCCUAUAUCGUUAAAGCAGAAGGAGAGAGUACGAAGAGUGGAAGUGGAAUUUCGAAAACGCAAUCAGCGGUAACGAGCCCCGCUCCUUCUGCUGUUACGUUCGAGGGUGGUGCGGGGAGAAUGUUUGAGAAGAUGGGUGUGUGGACUGGGUUGUUUAUGAUUGGUUUGGUGUUUUUGGUUUAGAUAUUUGUGUUAUGAUAAUGAGAUUUGUGUAGGAUAGAUAGAUAGAGGGGGUAUUCUCAGGGCGAGUGUAUUUAUGAUAUAUUUAGCAGAUCAAAUGUU